Messenger RNA from Hansenula anomala, 840 nucleotides. It is a transcript of the gene LOA1, whose product is annotated as lysophosphatidic acid acyltransferase LOA1. The record is from RefSeq and is a predicted model, not a curated record. Lineage: Eukaryota; Fungi; Ascomycota; Saccharomycetes; Phaffomycetales; Wickerhamomycetaceae. The coding region runs from base 1 to 840 and encodes 279 amino acids. The transcript has 2 exons.
AUGGAGAGAUACACUCAGUUCAGAGACAAGGCCACUGGGAUAUCACCGUUCUUGCCGGUGCUACAGACUAAUGUCAUUGGCGUGAACAAGCGUGACGAUUUGCUCAAAACAUUGAAGUUGGAUGUUGCUUUAUCGUUUCUAAUCUUUAUCGUGAAAUUGGUGUUUGUUAUUCCAAUAUUGAUAUUGUGUUUGAUCACUCUUGGACAAGUUCAUUACUUGAAUAGAUGUCUGUUAUUUGUUAUGGGACUAUACUCUUAUGAGUUAUCAAUACAAAAUCUAAAAUCUAGAACCAAUAUAAGCAAGAACUUCUAUCCAAGUAAAAAUGAAGUGUUUUUAGUUAAUUUUACAAGUCCAUUGGAUCUUUGUGUUUUGAAACUAAUAUCAAAUGAUGAUUUUGUUAUAUUGAUUCCAAAUUCAAAAGGUGAUUUAGUUGAAAUUUCCUACUUAGAAUUCAUUCAACAAAGUUUAAAAGGUGAUGUUUUGGAUAAAAUUGAAAAAAUUGAUUAUAAUAAAAUCACCAAUAAAAUUAUUUAUAUUUUCCCAGAGGGGACAACUUCAAAUGGUAAGGCAAUAUUACCUUUCUUAUUAACCCAAGAUUCACUAAACAAUUUCAUUUCAAAUUUCAACCCAUUGAAAAUUAAAACUUUAGGUAUAAAAUUAUAUCCAUCUACAUUAACAACACCAUUAAAUUAUUCAAUUCAAUCAUAUUUAUAUAAACUAUUAACUUUAUUAUCAUUUGAAAUUAAAAUUAGAAUAAAUUCUCCAAAUGAGUUGGAUUCAAAAGAUUCAAAUUUAUUGAAAUUAAGAAAUUCAUUUACAAAUAAUGCAAAAAUUCAUUGA